Macrosteles quadrilineatus (aster leafhopper) is the source of this 4023-nucleotide messenger RNA. Its product is annotated as glutamate receptor ionotropic, kainate 2-like. Bases 21 to 2813 code for a protein of 930 amino acids. Lineage: Eukaryota; Metazoa; Arthropoda; Insecta; Hemiptera; Cicadellidae. The transcript is spliced from 17 exons. The record is from RefSeq and is a predicted model, not a curated record. Gene Ontology annotation, biological process: modulation of chemical synaptic transmission; synaptic transmission, glutamatergic; monoatomic ion transport. Gene Ontology annotation, cellular component: plasma membrane; postsynaptic membrane. Gene Ontology annotation, molecular function: transmitter-gated monoatomic ion channel activity involved in regulation of postsynaptic membrane potential; glutamate-gated receptor activity.
UCCACGGGCCGUCAGUCAUCAUGGUGCGGGCCUGGGUGCUCGCCCUCGCCUUGCUGGCCCUAGGGCUCGCCGUCGUGGCCAAGCAACGAGGGAACUCCCACCGAAGGGACUUCUUCAACUUCACAAUCGUGGGGCUUUUCCACCCUGAGCAGAAUCAGCAGGAGUUUGCGUUCCACAGCGCCAUCGAGGCAGUCAACAUGGACAGUAGAGUAAUUCCCCACACAACUCUUGUGCCACGAGUCGAGUAUUUUUCACACUUUGAUAGCUUCAACACCAGCAAACGAGUGUGCAGCCUGCUGGAGGAAGGGGUCGGAGCGAUCUUUGGUCCUCAGUCUGUUGGCACCACUGGUAUAGUCAGGUCUAUCUGUGACAAUAUGGAGAUCCCUCACAUUGACUUACGGUGGGACAUAUCUAACAAACCUGCUGGCUGCGUCAUCAAUCUCUACCCUGACUCCAAGCUGUUGGCGAUGGCUUUGAUCAACGCUAUUCAAGACAUGGACUGGAAGUCUUACACGAUUCUCUACGAGGACUACGACAGUCUUAUUCGACUUCAGGAAGUUUUUAAAGCUCACGAAGGUCUUUCUCACUUGGAGGGAUAUCCUCCAUUCACAGUCAGACCACUACCGACAGAGGAUGAUGAUUACAGGCCUUUGCUCAAGGAAAUCAAAACUGCUGGAGAGUCACACAUAGUUUUGGAUUGUCCUACAGAAAAAAUCAUGACAAUUUUGACACAAGCCAAUGAAGUGAAACUGAUGGGAGAAUACUUGAGCAUUAUCAUAACUUCUCUGGAUGCCCAUACUAUAGACUAUGGAGACUUUAAGAACGAUCGUACCAACAUAACAGCUCUGAGGCUGAUAGACCCGGUUUCUCCUGCUGUGUUGGCAACACUACAUGAUUGGGAGUAUGAGGCGCACCGCAAACACCAGACUUUCAACUUUACCGCAACGGAUCUUAAGAUAGAGUCGGCACUCAUGUACGACGCAGUGAAGCUCUUCUCUCUUGCACUUGAAAAGUCCGGAGAAAGAGUGAUUCCGGAGCCUCUGGAUUGCCACUCUGGACGCAAGUGGGCUCAUGGGCACGGCAUCAUCAACUUUAUGAAACAUAUGGAGUAUGAAGGAAUGACUGGUCCCAUGAGAUUUGACAAGGAGACAGGCCACAGGAUAUUCUUCCGUCUGGAGAUCAUAGAGUUGGCGAAGGAGGGAUUCAAGAAGAUCGGAACUUGGGACCCAGAGCACGGCAUCAACUACACCAGAACAGUCAGUCAGAUGUACAGCGACAUAGUGCAGAGUAUCACCACCAAGGAGUUCGUCGUCUCCUCCAGAAUUGGACGUCCGUACUUGGAGUACGCCCCAGACUGGGAGAACAAAGUGGGAAAUGAGAGAUACGAGGGGUACUCCAUGGACCUGAUAGACGCCAUCGCCAAAGAUCUUGGCUUCAAGUACCGCUUUGAGCUAGUGGCCGAUGGACAGUACGGCUCUCUCAACAAGGAGACUAAGCAGUGGAAUGGCCUCAUCCGAGAACUGCGGGAAAAGAGAGCAGAUUUGGCCAUUUGUGAUCUGACCAUCACCUUCGACCGCAGGAGUGCUGUGGACUUCACCAUGCCCUUCAUGACCCUAGGUAUCAGUAUUUUGUACAAGAAGCCAGAGAAGCAGGAUGUGGACUUGUUCUCCUUCUUGUCUCCUCUCGCCUUCAACGUAUGGAUCACCAUGGCAACUGCCUACCUCGGGAUAUCCCUGCUACUCUACAUUCUUUCAAGGAUCACACCUUCAGAGUGGAAAAACCCCCACCCCUGCAAGGAGAGUCCUGAAUUCCUUGAAAACACUUUGACAAUGAACAAUUUAAUAUGGCACAACUGCGGAUCCCUAAUGCAGCAAGGUUCGGACAUUGCCCCCCAAGCGGUGUCCACCCGCAUCGUGGCUGGAAUGUGGUGGUUCUUCACUCUCAUCAUGAUCUCCUCCUACACGGCCAACCUUGCUGCCUUCAUCACUCAACAGAAGAUGGACAACACUAUAGACAGUGCAGAGGACUUGGCCAACCAGAACAAAGUCAAGUACGGUGUCAUGUGGGGAGGAUCCAGCGCCAACUUCUUCAGGGACAGCAACGACAGCCUCUACCAGAAGAUGUGGAGUGUGAUGCAGUCCUCGACUCCCUCGGUGUUUGUCAAGGACAACAACGAAGGCGUCGACCGUGUGAGGAAGGCCAAGAACAGAGGGUAUGCUUUCUUCAUGGAGUCCACAACGAUAGAGUUCCAGAUGGAGCAAUAUUGCGACCUCAUGCAGAUUGGCAGCACCCUUGACUCCAAAGGAUACGGCAUUGCGAUGCCUUCGGAUUCACCUUAUCGCACUGCAAUCAGUGGAUCUGUACUGAAACUUCAGGAGUCAGGGAAGUUGAGGGAUUUGAAAAAGAAAUGGUGGAGUGCCUGGAAACCAAACAACACAAACUGUGAUAAGUUCCUGUCAUCUUCAACACCAAGCAAUGAGUUUGACAUGGAGAACGUGGGAGGAGUGUUCAUAGUUUUGUUGGGAGGCUGUGCUCUGUCCUUCAUCGUGGCAAUACUCGAGUUCCUUUGGAAUGUCCGGAAAGUCGCUGUCAAUGAAAAGAUAUCUCCAUGGGAAGCCUUCAUGCUGGAGCUCAAGUUUGCCAUCAGGUGUCACGGGACUACCAAACCUGUACGACUUGUUCCCUCAGGAUCCCCCAAGGACAGCCUCCAGGGCUCCUUCCUACAGCUGGACAUGUUCCCUAACAAGUCCCACCAGAGGACCCCGGCCCGGAUGACUGACUGGACCCCAGAUCUGGACCUUCCGGGGAAAUGACCUUCGAUGUUGUAGAGAAAUGAAGUUGUACCAGAAGGCAGAUGUGAUGUCAAUUGAAAAAAGUCUGUACAAACAAGGCAAAAUGUUAUGUUUGGAAUGUGACUUUUGGCCAAUUAUAGAGGAUACUUUUCAUCAUAUGAGGCAAAUUACUACGCCAAUUCAAAACAAUAUUUUAAAUUGUAUGUUCAUGAGUCAAAACUGAAUAAUUUUUAAUAUAAUUUUUCCCAGCUAUAAAACAUUAAACCAAUAUUGUUUUUUUCUUUGAGAAAAGUGAUAUCCUGUUGAUCAUAUGAAGGAAUAUCAAGAGUUUAGAAAAUACAGUCUUAGAUAGCACUCAGAUAGGACUCAGUUGAUUCUUGAUUUUUUUUAUGUUUGAAUCAUUAUGUUUCAGUUAGGUAUCAUUUAUGUGUGUUAAGUUUCACAUCAUCAGGAUAACCUCCUUCCAUACAGGGUACAAAUUGUUACUUUAAUUUACAUGUUCCUUGGAAGAUGUAAAAUUGCAAGAUGUAAAAUUCUAGUGAAAUUUAAAACAAAAUAUUUAAACAGUUGUUUUUUAUAUCUGUAUCAAAAAGCAUUACUUACUUACUGCCAAGGACUUUUGUACCCUAUUUGGUACUUGGCCCUCGCCAACACGUUGUCGCCAUCAGGUUCUCUCGGUCCACUGAAUCUUCCUCUACUUCCAUAUCUUUCCUGACUUGAUCCCACCACCUGGCCUUUGGUCUUCCUGGUGGUCUCCUUCCCCUUGGAUCUCCCCUUAGUACCUUCUUCAACAAGCUCUCCUCAUUUCUCCGCAAGAUAUGACCGACCCACCUUAGCCUUUUGCUUUUGGCCUCUCCUACAAUAUUGGGGUCUCGGAAUAAUUCUCUUAACUCUUGGUUGUGGCGGAUUCUCCAUACUCUAUCUUCACACACUGGACCAUAGCUCUUAGAACUUAAUUCUCAAAGGUUAUAAUCUUCUUUUCCGUAUUUUUGCUCAGGGUCCAGAUUUUGAUUCUAUAUAAAAGUACUAGUCUAAUUAUUGUUUUGUAGAUUAUAAUUUUUGUUUUCUUUGAAAACUGCUUUGAUUUAAUUAGGUUUCCUCAUGCAUUCCAAAAAAGCAUUACAAUAAAUACAUUUUUACCUUGAUAAUUUUUAAUUCUAAAGGCAAACACAAUUGAUUAAUCUUUUUCUGUUAGCUUCAAAAUGUUUCUGUUUUCCAGCAGACACUAAUU